UCCACAUCCACGUCUAGGAGCCACCCACGGCCACGGACGGAGUGCUCCAGCCUGGUCAACAGAUGGAAAGCGGGAUGACAGGUGCGUGUGAGUGUGUCUUUUGGCAGACCAUACCUGUGUGUUGACGCGAUGAGAAAGGUGGCAAAGGCGACGGCGGGGGGCUCGUCUGGUGUGCCGUCGAGCGCAGCGUCCCUCUCUCUGUCAGUGGUGUUGGUGACGGUGUCGGUGUUUGGUGUGUGUGGUGCGGCUGCAGCUGUGUGCGAUGAGGGACAGCUGGUCGGGCUGACGCAGCACCACCUCUGAUGCGAACCACACUAUCUCCAGACCUAACACGACAGGACAACGUGGGCAGGAGUGCACUCAACUCUCCUGCAUUUGUGUGUGCUUCUCGUACCGAGAUUGGUCUUGUCCUAUCGCCCCCAUCACCGCCAUCCCUAGCGACCUCCCUCAGUGUCAUGGCCAUCAGCUCCCACACCGACAAAAACCGAAACGGACUGCACGGAUCACCACCUCCACCACCAUUAGUAUCAUCUGGUGCUGCUCUGAAGGGCAGUGCGCUCGUCUUGAGACGAAGUGUCACCGUCUUGAGACGAAGAUGAGGAGGUACGGCACACGGCGACACAGGAACGGGGUCGAUGAGAGCCC
Molecule: messenger RNA, 645 nt
Organism: Vitrella brassicaformis
Lineage: Eukaryota; Vitrellaceae
Source: the annotation of a GenBank genome assembly